AUGAAACUCGACGAAUCAACGAUUUAUGUCGCUCCGACGCCGUUCGCAGAUUCAUCAGCACAUGUUGAGGAUGUGCCUAAUACGUAUGAAAAUGAAGUUACAUCUGCAAAGCCGAUAAGUAAAUGGGCAAAAGUGAGAACUCUUAACCGCCAAAUUGUACCUCGUACAUCACAAGGAGAAAUCAAAUUAAAUAGUAUUAUCGAUGAACUGAAGAGAAUUUCUUUGGAAGAACGAGAACCUUCGCAAGAUGAACAGGCUCUUAUAACAACUCCACUGGGCUCUUUGAGAGCGUUUCGCCGACGAAUAACAAAUUAUCUUCAACAACCAACGUUCCAUUACAUUGUUAUUUUGUUAGUCGUUACAGAUCUAAUCGUUGUUCUCGUCGAUCUGGUGCUCGCACAAUUGUCUUCGCCAUGUUUGACCGACGAGGAGAUGAAAGAAUACAAUAUAACUGAGCAACGUGAUACAUGUUUACUCGAACACUCGGAUAGUUUGGUCCGCGCUGACUUGUUUCUAUUCUAUUUCUCUGUUUUACUACUGACUUUAUUUGUCGCCGAAGUUUUCAUUUCAUUCUACGGAUUUGGAUGGAGAUAUUUUCAAAAUCCAUUGUAUCUACUCGAUGGACUAAUCGUAUGUGCGUCUUUUGUAAUGGAACUAUAUUUUCAUUAUGGUCAAAUAGGCAGAGCAGGACGUGCUGCAGCUGCUAUUGUUAUUCUACGCUUGUGGAAAAUCGUUCGAGCUAUUCACGCUGUUGCUCAUUCGAUAACUUUGAAGAAUCGCCUGCUAAUGAAAAAAAUUCAAGAAGCAAAAGAUAUUUUAUUAGAGGAAAAACAACAGACACAGCAAGCGAUGGAAAAGCAAGAAAUUCAAAUUCAAUAUUACACUGAUAUAUUAACUUCGCUGGGUAAAUUACCCACCACUAAACAGCUUGAUAAGCAUAUUAGUCAUAUAUUGGAGGAAAAAAACAAACCGGUUUAG
Adineta ricciae is the source of this 978-nucleotide messenger RNA. NCBI's taxonomy places the organism in Eukaryota, Metazoa, Rotifera, Eurotatoria, Adinetida, Adinetidae. The record is from the annotation of a GenBank genome assembly.